AUGGAUGGCCCUAGUAGGCCUCUAUUAGAAUUCAGUUCGGAAGAGAGCAGUAAUAAUAAAAAAAUGCAAUCAUCAGCAUUAUCACCCGAACAAAUUACGGAUAUACUGAAUGAUAUUGCCGAACAGUGUGCAGAUUUUGGAUUGGGUGAUUCGAUUUUGGAAAAGGAGGCUCUUGCAGCAAUUCGUGAAAUUGGUUUUGCUGUACGAAUGAUAUCUUUGCCAGAAGCAUUACCGCGAACUGCUGAUUUGAUUUUUAUGAAUCUGAUCACGCUGGAAGAUCGUAUGUACUGUAUUGAAUUGACGCAACGUGGAUGGCGUGUGGCAUCAGAUCGUCACGAUAGUAUGAAUGGCGAUUAUCGGCAGCUCGAUUUGCAUACCCGUUAUUUCGAGACGAUUUAUCAACUGCUAAAUGUAAUAUCACCGGAAUUCCGAAAUCAGUUUGCUAAUAAACUCAGCAACAAGCUCACUGCUUUAAGCAAUGGUGUUGCGGAAAAUAUAUGA
Brugia malayi is the source of this 501-nucleotide messenger RNA. RefSeq names its product UPF0279 protein C14orf129 homolog, putative. The record is from RefSeq and is a predicted model, not a curated record. Gene Ontology annotation, biological process: regulation of canonical Wnt signaling pathway. The transcript is spliced from 3 exons. Lineage: Eukaryota; Metazoa; Nematoda; Chromadorea; Rhabditida; Onchocercidae. Gene Ontology annotation, cellular component: cytoplasm. Bases 1 to 501 code for a protein of 166 amino acids. Gene Ontology annotation, molecular function: kinase regulator activity; protein kinase A binding.